AUGGUGCUGACAAAACAGGAGACAGUGCAGCUGCGGUCUGCAUUGCAGGAUGCUGUAGUCAAAUGCUCUGAGAGAUGCUUAUAUCAAGCAGCCAAGUGGGCCGCCGAGCUCCUCAAUGCGAUCCCAGAGUCGGCCUCCGGUAACGAAGGGCAGAGUAAUGCGCCCGGGCAGCCCACGCCAUCACUGUUCACUCGCAAUCCCGACCCAGUCGAGGCCGCCCUCGAGGCUGCGGAAGUCAACAAAUACCUCCUGGCAAAGUCUCUCUUCGACUGCCGCGAAUAUGACCGAUGCGCCGCUGUUUUCCUCCCAGAUUCGCUCUUGGCUGGCAUCAUCUCGACACAGUCCGACGAGGCUGUUGGCCCCUCCGAGAAGGAGACACACUCCUUUCCUACGAUGGUAGAUCAACAGAGAAAGACUGAGCUGCCCGAGAUCAGCCAAAAGAGUCUGUUUCUGGCCCUCUAUGCCAAAGUCAUCUCGGGUGAGAAGAGGAAGGACGAGGACGCGGAGAUGGUGAUGGGACCCCAUGACCUGGGGACGGCUACCAACAGGCAAUUGCGCAUGGUCAGCUCGUAUCUGCAGCAAUGGUUUGCCCAAGUCACCAACGAGGAUGGCGAGGCUGUCGGCAGUCAGGGCUGGCUCGAGUAUCUCUACGGCAUGGUCCUCGCCAAAGAGAAAAACGAGACAGAAGCGAUGGAAUGGCUCAUUCGAAGCGUCCAUCUGUUUCCCAUGAACUGGGGCUGCUGGCAGGAGAUGACAUCUCUCAUAACCAGGAUUGAGGAUCUUAACCGCAUCGCACCUCACCUCCCACAAAACAUCGUGUCCUUCGUCUUCCAUCUUCACACCUCCCUCGAACUCUACCAACAAGGACCCAACCUCGCCAACUCAUUAGAUCAGCUUCUGGCGAUCUUCCCCACUUCCUCGUUCCUCCUCACAUGCAAUGCUCUGCUCGCAUAUCAUAACAAGGAUCUCAUGGCCGCAGAGCAGCACUUUAGCCAAUUGUUAUCUCUUCAUCCUCACCGCCUAGACUCCUUGGAUCAUUAUUCCAACAUACUCUACGUCUUGAACCUGCGGCCGAAGCUCGCCUUCCUGGCACAUCUGUGCGCCAGCGUCGACAAGUUCCGGCCCGAGUCGUGCGUUGUUAUCGGUAACUACUAUUCACUAUGUUCCGCACAUGAGAAGGCCGUGCAGUACUUCCGGCGUGCUCUGACCCUGGACCGCUCGUGUCUGUCAGCAUGGACGCUCAUGGGCCACGAGUAUGUCGAGCUGAAGAACACCCAUGCCGCCAUCGAGUCGUACAGAAGAGCCGUCGAUGUCAAUAGGCGCGACUAUCGUGCCUGGUACGGUCUGGGGCAGACGUACGAGGUACUAGAGAUGCACACGUACGCAUUAUGGUACUACAAGAAGGCGGCUGGACUGCGGCCUUGGGACGGCAAGAUGUGGAUGGCUGUCGGCUCUUGCCUACAGAAGAUGGGCCGCGAGAAGGACGGCAUCAAGGCGCUGAAGCGGGCGCUGCUUGCCGACAGCUACUACGACUCUACCGCCAGCAGUUUCGGAAGUGGCGUGGGCUCGGCGCGCGGUAUCGGGCACAUGGACCCAGAAGUGCUCCUGCAGAUCGCCAACAUGUUUCAUAACCUCGGAGACAUCGAGGAGGCCAAGGCGUACAUGGAGCUCUGCGUGGCGCAGGAGGACGGCGGGGACAGCGGCGGCGGCUUUGGCGACUCGAUCGCCAUACACAACGACUCGCAGGGCGGUGCCGUGUCCGACGACGGCGACGAGGCGGGCGGUGGCGGCAACGAAGGGACGGGCGUCACGGCGGCGACGAGCAAGGCGCGCAUGUGGCUUGCCAAGCACGCGAUGGACGUCGAGGACUACGCCCUCGCGCAUCGCCUCGCGCAGGAGCUGUGCCAGGACGGCGUCGAGGUCGAGGAGGCGAAGGGGCUUAUCCGCUCGGCGCGGGCCCAUAUGGACGAGAGCGAGCUGGGCCGUCACGGAGGCUAG
Molecule: messenger RNA, 1998 nt
Organism: Thyridium curvatum
Lineage: Eukaryota; Fungi; Ascomycota; Sordariomycetes; Thyridiales; Thyridiaceae
Exons: 4
Coding region: 1-1998 (665 amino acids)
Biological process (GO): cell division
Cellular component (GO): anaphase-promoting complex
Molecular function (GO): protein binding
Source: RefSeq, a predicted model, not a curated record